Centropristis striata (black sea bass) is the source of this 1480-nucleotide messenger RNA. Its product is annotated as trace amine-associated receptor 1-like. Lineage: Eukaryota; Metazoa; Chordata; Actinopteri; Perciformes; Serranidae. Gene Ontology annotation, molecular function: trace-amine receptor activity. Gene Ontology annotation, biological process: G protein-coupled receptor signaling pathway. The transcript is spliced from 3 exons. The record is from RefSeq and is a predicted model, not a curated record. Bases 1 to 1155 code for a protein of 384 amino acids. Gene Ontology annotation, cellular component: membrane.
AUGUCCGUGUGGGAGUCCAGUGUGGCCUGGGUGGCAAACACACUCCAGUCUGAGUUUUGUCAGUCUGCUCCCUCUGACCACACUUUGACGGUCCUCACUGAAGGUUUUAUACGUUUCAUCAAAGAAAGCUUUGGCCAGAAGACAGAUCAGCUGCUUCUCCUGUUUCUAAAGAUUGAGACGAUGGAAGAGGCUGAACUCUGUUUUCCACAGCUCCUCAACUCCUCCUGCAGGAGACCAGAGCCUCCUCACUUUGACACUGUGCUUAUUUACCUUCUGCUGUCCUUCAUCGCUCUGCUCACUGCAGCUCUCAACCUGCUGGUCAUCAUCUCCAUCUCACAUUUCAGGCAGCUCCACACCCCCACCAACCUCCUCCUCCUCUCUCUGGCUGUCUCAGAUUUUCUUGUGGGGCUCUUUGGGAUACCGGUUGAAAUCCUCAUGAUGCAGACCUGCUGGAUGCUGUGUGACCUCAUGUGUUCGUUGUAUUAUCUUUUUGCUGUGAUCAUAAUCGCUGCCUCUUUGGGGAACAUGGUGCUCAUAUCUGUUGACCGCUAUGUUGCUAUAUGUGACCCUCUGCAUUACCCCACCAAAGUCACUCAAAAGGUUGUUGGAAUAUUUGUUUACCUGUGUUGGAUUUGUUCUACUAUUUAUGGGAUUAUCCUAUCAAAUGAAAACCUGAAGCAUCCAGGCAGGUACAAAUCCUGCUAUGGAGAAUGUAUGGUUAACAUUCCAGGAAAUCUUGAUCUAAUUGUUGGCUUCAUUAUUCCUGUUGCUCUCAUAAUAGUUCUUUAUAUGAGAGUAUUUGUGGUGGCUGUGUCUCAGGCUCGAGCCAUGAGAUCCCACACUGCAACUGUCUCACUUCAGCACUCUAAGACUGUAAAAGUUAAGAGAUCUGAGCUGAAAGCAGCCAGAACUCUUGGUAUUCUUGUAGUUGUGUUUCUGAUUUGUUAUUCUCCUUUCUACUGCGUCUCUCUCACAGGUCACAAUAUCCUGAUCGGAUCGUCAACUGAGGACUUGAUAGCUUUUCUGAUGUAUUUUAACUCCUGCUUAAACCCUGUCAUCUAUGUCUUUUUCUACCCGUGGUUUAAAAAAACUAUUAGACUUGUUGUUACUUUUCAGAUACUGCAGCCUGACUCCCGUGAAGCUCAGAUACUGUGAAAAACAAACUGUAGAAUGAGUGAAAAGGAUGCUGUCUUUAUGUUCUGCAUGUGUAUUAUCUUUUGUAACUAACAACCUGAAAACAAUCAGCCAGGUAUAAUUCCUCUAUAAAGAACACAUAUUGAACUUUAUCAGACCUGUUGACCUAGUUCUCUGUCUUCACAGUUCUGUACAUGAGUGUUUGUGAUCGCUAUAGCUGAAUGAGGUGUAAUCAAUGCUGAUAAUAAUAAUCAUUCUCAGUAAAACUCUGCCUUUCUCAUUUUACUAAGCUUAAUUCAAAUCUGUUUGCAUCUGAAAUGAUAAGGUACUAAUGCCAAUUAUGUUA